Messenger RNA from Theobroma umbraticum, 2464 nucleotides. Its product is annotated as putative cysteine-rich receptor-like protein kinase 16. Gene Ontology annotation, molecular function: ATP binding; protein serine/threonine kinase activity. Gene Ontology annotation, biological process: protein phosphorylation. Gene Ontology annotation, cellular component: plasma membrane. NCBI's taxonomy places the organism in Eukaryota, Viridiplantae, Streptophyta, Magnoliopsida, Malvales, Malvaceae. The record is from RefSeq and is a predicted model, not a curated record.
CAUGCAGAAACCUGCUGGAAGAUCUCGUGUUCUCUGCCUAAUUUUGUUCACCAGGAACCAGUUGCAGGAUUCUGUGGCAGACGGCUGACUUGUAUUAUUGAGAAUGUCACAUGUUUUUAGGCAAUGGUUCUGAUUACGUGACUUCAACUAUGUAAGAUUUUGAGCUCUGUAGUUCAGUCCUUUGUUCAACUGAAAUGAAGAAAACAGAUGGAGUAAUAUAAGUAUACAGCAGUCCUCUGGGAAAAAAAGAGAGAAAAAAGCUGAGUACUUCGGCAUAGGAUCGCAAGAUGUGGGUUAAAGCUCUGGUUUGCCUUCUCCCCAAUCUGCUUAUAGGCAUGAGUCUUGCCACCGCCGUAAGAUGCUAUGGCACAGGUAACUUUACAACUAAUAGUACAUACGGUAUAAACCGCGACCUCAUCCUCGCUUCUCUCCCAGCUAAUGUCUCAGCAAACGGUGGUUUCUUCACUACCACUAUUGGCCAAGUACCCAACAAAGUUUAUGCUCUUGGUCUUUGCAGAGGAGACUCUCCUCCAGAAGAUUGUUUUGGCUACCUCGAUUCCACAACUCACGAUCUCAUAGCCAAGUGUCCCAACCAGAAAGAAGCCAUUUCAUGGGGAGGGAAUCCACCGUCUAUGGUAAGCUAUGCAGAUCGCUCGUUUUUUGGAAUCCUGGAGCUAGAGCCUUACGAUGCAGAACCUAACGUGUACGACAUCAACUCGAACUUAACACAGUUUUAUCAUGUUUGGGAGACUUUGAUGGUUAGCGUGGUGACAAAUGCUUCCAUGGGUUCUUCUAAGCUUAAGUAUUCAACUGGUGAAGCAGAAUCCGCAGACUCUCAAACGAUUUACGCACUAAUGCAGUGCACUCCAGAUUUAUCCCAGAGUGAUUGUGAAACCUGCUUAAGGGAAUCCGUGGGUCUAUACCGAAGUAGGUUUAAUAGGAAGCAGGGAGGUUAUGUUCAGAGACCUAAUUGUUGGUUCAAGUGGGACUUGUCUCGUUUCUAUGUUCCAAAUGCUUCUACUACUGCUCCAUCCUUAUCUCCACCACCACCAGCUGAAAGUCCUCCUCCACCUACGACGAACAUUACAAUCACAAAAGAGGGUGGAGGCAUUUCAUCUCAAACUGUACUAGUCAUUGUCGUUCCAAUCAUGGUUUUCGUGGCAGUGGUCCUCAUUGCAAGCGCCAUUCUCCUUAGAAGGAGGAAACCAAAGCAGAAGAAUGAAACUGCAGAUGAAACGAGCUGUGAAGAAUCUUUCCAAUUUGACUUCAAUGCAGUCAGAGUUGCAACAGAUAACUUCUCCCCUGCAAAAAAGAUUGGAAAAGGUGGAUUUGGUGUUGUUUACAAGGGCAAGCUUCCCGAUGGACAAGUUGUAGCUGUGAAGAGGUUAUCUGGAAAUUCUGAACAAGGUGAACAAGAAUUUAAGAAUGGAGUCUUGUUAAUGGUAAAGCUUCAACACAAAAAUUUGGUUAGUCUUCUAGGUUUUAGCUUCGAAAAGAAAGAAAGGAUUCUCAUCUAUGAGUUUGUGCCUAACUCAAGCCUUGACAACUUCAUAUUCGAUCCAAUUAAGCGUUUACUACUAAACUGGGACAAGAGAUACAGAAUCAUAAAAGGAAUAGCUCGAGGAAUUCUUUAUCUUCAUCAAGAUUCUCAGUAUCGAAUCAUCCAUCGUGAUUUAAAAGCUGCUAACAUUUUGUUAGAUGAAGAGAUGAAUCCUAAAAUUUCAGAUUUUGGAAUGGCAAAGUUGUUUGUGGUGGAUCAAACUCAAGCUGAUACAAGAAGAAUUGUCGGGACAUAUGGAUACAUGGCUCCGGAGUACGCAAGGAAAGGGCAUUUCUCAGUCAAGUCUGACGUUUAUAGUUUUGGGGUCUUGGUUUUGGAAAUCGUUAGUGGUAAAAGUAUCAAUGGUUUCCGAGACGAGGAAACAGGAGUCAAUCUUAUAACCCAUGCAUGGAAAAAUUGGAACGAAGGGAACCCUUUGAAACUGAUAGAUGACAUCCUGUUGGAUGAUUCCAGGAGUGAAAUGUUGAGAUGUAUCCAUCUUGGAUUGCUAUGUGUUCAAGAAAAUAUUGCUCGUAGACCAACCAUGGACUCAGUUGUUCUCAUGCUUAGCAGCUCCUCCAUCUCUCUUCGGGCGCCCUCGAGACCUGCGUUUUUACUGCAAUCUGCCAAGGUACCGGAAGGGGGGCCUGAAUCAUCCGGUUCCAGUCAAUCUAAAAGUGCAGAGGUCCCAGUCACAGUAAACGAGGCUUCAUUUACUGAGCUAGAUCCUCGAUAAUGUUUAAGGAAAAUUGCUGCAUUGUUUGAGUAUCUUAGUCCUGAAAAACCUGUACCUCUUCUUCGGGGCACAAAGAAAGUGACUCAACUAAAAGAGAACUUAUCAAACUAUUUAAUUGUUCAUGAAGAGGAAAAGAAUAAGAAAAUUUUUCUAUGUAAUUGUACUAUCUUGUAAUUAUUCAAAAAUUG